AUGGCUGAGCUGUUCUCCAAAUGGCAUAUGAAUUCUAGUGCUCAUUACGUGUCAAUUAUACUUUGCUCACGUUUUUAUCUUCUCGGCGAUGUUGACAAAGACGUGGCAGAGCAACUCGGUCCUAGCGCACGUGACCACCGUGGACGAUAUUUUCAGGACUUCUAUCGUUUAUUAGUACAAAAUGAGCAUUAUGAAGAUUGGAGUCAUGUUUUAUCUACAAUUAAACUAUCUUUUAACAACUAUCAGGACACCAUUCAGGAUGUUUUAGCUGCAAAUUAUCCGAAUUUGAAGUAAGU
Messenger RNA from Strongylus vulgaris, 296 nucleotides. The record is from the annotation of a GenBank genome assembly. NCBI's taxonomy places the organism in Eukaryota, Metazoa, Nematoda, Chromadorea, Rhabditida, Strongylidae.